This is a messenger RNA of Oreochromis aureus, 809 nucleotides long. RefSeq lists its product as uncharacterized. NCBI's taxonomy places the organism in Eukaryota, Metazoa, Chordata, Actinopteri, Cichliformes, Cichlidae. The transcript is spliced from 5 exons. Bases 129 to 809 code for a protein of 226 amino acids. The record is from RefSeq and is a predicted model, not a curated record.
ACCCAAGCGAUCAGAAGUCAACUUCCUACCAAACUUUCCCCAAGGAAAGGAUCCUUCAAGCCUUGACCAGUUGAGGCAAGCAAUUGUUGAAGAAGGCUGAGAAGAACCUGCCCCUCAUUAGAAAGUUGAUGGAGACCACAUUUCCCCUGCGCAGACAAACCAUAGUGAUGUCCUGCCCACCAGUGAAGGAGCUCUUGGACCUCUGGCCUGCUCUAAAAAUGGAGUCUGAGUUGUAUGCAGAGUUUCAGCGGAUUACAAAUCAGAACCUGCCCAAUACAUUCUACGCUGAACUUGACCACCAUCUUCUUCGACUGAUGACCUUAUUCAGACAGAAGGCAUCAAAAACGGGGAAGACAGCAGAUGCCCUGGCUGAAAUUCUAAGAAUUCACGAUGAACAGGACAUCCAUGAUAUCCACACCAAGCACACUACCGUUCUCCACGCCCUUCCUGUCUAUCUGCGUGAGGAUGUCUCUGGAUUUUUCAGAACCUGCACUGACGAAUCUGAUGAGUUGGAGCUUGAUGGUGUUGAAGUGGCCCUCUUCACUGUCAUCAGUGACCAUGACACGACAAGUCCAGUUCACUACCAACCUGUGAAAAUCUCUGUCGUCAUUGAAAGUGAUGCUGUGGUCAGUCUCCCCAGAUUUGGUGAAGCCUUCCUGGUAAUGUUUGGACUGAUCUAUGCACUUCAUCUCAGCUACCCCAAAGCCCUGACCAACACUUUAGAAUUUACUCAAAAGAUUUUACUUGGUCUAGAAAGUGGUAAACUGUCACCCAGUUUACAGACCCUCAAGAGGGUGUUCAGCCAAUAG